This is a messenger RNA of Seminavis robusta, 1551 nucleotides long. The record is from the annotation of a GenBank genome assembly. Lineage: Eukaryota; Bacillariophyta; Bacillariophyceae; Naviculales; Naviculaceae.
AUGUCGAACGCUAUGCCCACUGCAGCCAGAGAGAGUCCUACUACUAGUAUCGAAUAUCACAAGAGCCUCGAGGAUGAGGAAAAAGAAGAGGAGAAGGAACCCAAACAGCAAGUUUCAAGGGACUCAGUUGACCAUACCUGUAACACCAGUAGUCAAGACCAAGCACACAAUGUUGUCACGGAUGAAUACUCAAUACAAAGCCAAAUUCAACCAUUGCCCUUGUUGCCCAAUGCAAACAUGAGCGGAUUGCCGGGGGCAUUUUCUGUUGUUGGUAUUGGCGCUACUACAGAUGAAACUCAACAGAAUAAUAAUAUUGAGACAGACAAUAAUUCUCCCAGCAGCAAUGAGACUGAGGCUGUAAUUGAUGGAGCAGUCCUAGUCAACAAUGAAACAGAUAACUUGGAACAAGGAAGACAUGUGGAAGUGAUUGAAGGAACCAUCAUGCCAGCCAAUCAGCAGCAAAGAAACGCCCUUCCCACAGUGGGUUUGGCAUUUGCGGCAAUAGUUGGUUUGGGAAUCUUUCUUGCUCUUUACCUGCCUCUCACUGCUAAAUCAAAGAGUAAAGGUGAUCAUGAUCACGCAUCUGUGGUGGUGGUCAUUCAUCCACCCUUUCAGGAUGGUCUGUCUCUUCCAACUCUCAAAGCAUUUGAGAACACAAGUACACCUGAAUACAGAGCCAAUGCCUGGAUGUGGAAUGACCCCAACCUCAACAGCUACACCCCCGAAAGACAGCUGCAACGAUACGACUUGGCUUGGUGGUACUAUAUCACCAAUGGCCACAACUGGUUCCGAAAUGAUCACUGGCUCAGCUAUGAUGUGAAUGAAUGUGACUGGUUCACUCAGGCUCACAACGAAAGCAUCCUUCACUAUGACAAGUAUCCUGUCUGUGGCGAGAACAGCACUCUACUGAUCCUGAACCUUAACUCCAACAAUCUCCAGGGGACACUGCCGGUAGUCAACAGAUUCCUUUCCAGAAUGAAGACAUUUGAUAUUGGAGACAACAAUAUGCAUGGAGCAGUCCCAACUGGCCCUGCAGGAAAUAAUGAAGUAAUGGAGGUCUUUAUUGUAUCCAACAACAACUUUACAGGACAGCUAAUCUCUGGGACUGGCUUCAAACCAUUUGGGGUGCGAGUGAUCAAGAUGGGUAAAAACACUCUGCAUGGUUAUCAUGCACCGCUCUACCAUGUUCUAACCAAGUUGGAAGUCGUCAAUAUUGAGGGGAAUCUGUUUGGUUUGUUUGAUGGUAAACUCACAGAAGCAAUUGGCAACAGCAAGCCGCUCCGCGAGUAUGACAUGUCAAGCAACUUUUUUGGUGGAACGAUCCCCACAAGACUCGGGGAGCUCGCUGCUUUGGAAACUAUCGACGUUCAUGACAAUGCAGACAUGACUGGCCAAAUACCCUCCGAGCUUGGUGAGCUGUCAAGCUUGUCCUUUUUGGAUGUCACUAGAACAAAUGUAUCUGGCCGAGUACCCGAAAAGCUCUGUGAGAGAGUGCACAUUGGCUUGAUGGAGAUUCGGGCCAACUGUAGUUUGGUAGAAUGUUGUUUCUAA